Messenger RNA from Jaculus jaculus (lesser Egyptian jerboa), 1314 nucleotides. RefSeq names its product RAB19, member RAS oncogene family (gene Rab19). The transcript is spliced from 4 exons. The record is from RefSeq and is a predicted model, not a curated record. Gene Ontology annotation, molecular function: GTPase activity; GTP binding. NCBI's taxonomy places the organism in Eukaryota, Metazoa, Chordata, Mammalia, Rodentia, Dipodidae. The coding region runs from base 346 to 999 and encodes 217 amino acids. Gene Ontology annotation, cellular component: trans-Golgi network.
GCCAGGGGAAGGACGGAUGCCCAGCAGAAGAAGGGAAGAGGGCAGGUUAACAGGUGUCAGUUGCGUGAGCUGGCAAUUGCGCUCGGGGUUGAGAAGUGCUGGAGGGCAACUUGGCUUGGUUUGACCGGCCAGGCGUUGGCAGCGGCUUUGAGGCCCGGUGGCAGGUGGGUGGAUGGCGCUGGUUUUCCUUUCGCUUUCUCAGGCCGCUCAACCUGACACCUGGGGCCAGAACUACAGUUCCCGCCGCGCAGCAAGGCAGGAGGGAGAAGGGGGCCCAGAGGGCUGCAAAGGGAACCCGCAGGAGAAGCAAACGCUACCUGGCCUGCAGAGGAGGAGGCCCGAGCCAUGCAGUUCUCCAGCUCAGCCAGGGCAGCAGAUGAGAACUUUGACUAUCUGUUCAAGGUCAUCCUCAUUGGGGAUUCCAAUGUGGGGAAGACGUGUGUGGUGCAGCAUUUCAAAUCCGGAGCCUACAAGGAGUCACAGCAGAACACCAUUGGGGUGGACUUCACGGUGCGCUCCCUUGAGAUCGAUGGCAAGAAAGUGAAGAUGCAGGUAUGGGACACCGCAGGCCAGGAGCGCUUCCGCACCAUCACCCAGAGCUACUACCGCAGCGCCCACGCAGCUGUCAUUGCCUACGACCUCACACGGCGGUCCACAUUUGAGUCUGUCCCUCACUGGAUUCAUGAGAUCGAAAAAUACGGUGCAGCUAACUUGCUCAUUAUGCUGAUCGGAAACAAAUCAGACCUGUGGGAAAAGCGCCAUGUCCUUUUUGAGGAAGCCUGCACACUGGCUGAGAAGCAUGGCCUGCUGGCUGUCCUGGAGACAUCGGCCAAGGAGUCCAGGAACAUAGACGAAGUGUUCGUGCUCAUGGCCAAGGAGCUGAUUGCCCGCAACAACCUGCACCUGUAUGAGGACAGCACCCAGCACAGCCUCUCUCCAGAUUCCCGCUCUGUUCUUGUGGCCCAGGUCCCCAGUGAAAAGACACAGUGCACUUGCUGAAUCCACGUGCAAGGCCAGCUCGGAGGCCAGAGGCGGCCACACGGCCCAGUGUCUCCUGGUGGCCCUGCAGGCCAGAGCCUACACUUGCCACCUACACCUUCUCCUUGGGCCUGAAUGGGCCACAUUUUUGUGACAAUUCACUCCACAGACUGAGUAGAGGGGACAUCAGGAUUCCUAGGGAAACCAGGACUGUAGGCCCAGGGAAAGAGGGCCGAGAAAGCUUUUCCCCUCUUGUCUGACUCCCCCACACUCCAGCUGCUUCCCACUGGAUUUUAUUUCUCAUAGAAUAAGUAAAGAUCACCCUUUUUGACCACA